AUGGCAUCCACACCGUCUUAUUUACAGUCUUUAAAUACUCAGCAGCGACUGAGCGUUGAGUCUGACCAUAAGUAUACGCAAAUUUUGGCAGGUCCCGGUUCAGGAAAAACGCGUGUUUUGACUUCCCGAGUUGCUUACCUGUUACAAGUUGCAAACUGUAAUCCUCGAGAUCUAAUAGUUGCGACUUUCACCAAUAAAGCAGCAAACGAAAUUAAGCAAAGGAUCCACACUCUCCUUGGAAACGAGAAGUCUUCCAAAAUAGUAUCUGGAACAUUUCAUUCUAUUGCCUAUAAGUACUUGUCUGUAUAUGGAAAGCACAUUGGACUAAGUUCAAAGUGGUUAGUGGCUGACAGAAGCGAUGCAAAAUCCAUAGUUAAGCGGUUGUUGACGACUUUAAAAAAGGCAGAUAAUACAUUAGCUAGUGGAAUUCGUGGACAAGAAUUAACACCCGAGAAUGUCUUAACCAGGAUAUCGAAAAUGAAAUCAUCCGGAUUACUUGCAAAGUCUGAUAGUCCUGAACUCGUUUUACUACCAGGAAUGGAUACUCCACCGCCCGAACUACAAAGUUAUCAAUCCACCGAGCUUUACAAGCUAUAUCAAACAACACUGAGAAAAACCAAUUUAAUGGACUUUGACGAUCUUCUAUUACAUUUUAUCCUUUUGCUUCAAACGUAUCCAUCGUGUAUAGCGAAUAUUAAACAUAUUCUAAUUGACGAAUUUCAAGACACCAGCAGGAUUCAAUAUUAUUUAUUAAAGCUCUUAUCCCAAAACGAUACAGCCAUUACUAUUGUCGGCGAUCCCGAUCAAUCGAUUUACGGUUUCCGAAGUGCUGAAAUAGAAAACUUAAAUAGAAUGAAAAAGGAUUUCCAAGGGACACAGAUACUAAACUUAGAAAUGAACUACCGGUCUGCGCAUUGCAUUUUGGAAUUAGCUCUCUCGAUUAUAUCCCAAGACAAAACAAGGCCGCAGAAAGAUAUCAGGAGUGAUUAUUCAAUGUCCUUAAGGCCAUCUUACCGCACCUUUGAAACCAAUCAGAAAGAAUCUUAUUGGAUUGCUUGUGAAAUAAAACGUAUCGUGGAAUGUUGUCCCCAAUUAUUUACAUAUGAUGAUGUAGCCAUUCUAGUAAGGUCGUCGAGUUUGACUAGAAGUUUAGAACAUGCCUUGACGGAAGUUGGUGUGUCGUAUAGAAUGGUGGGAGUUCAUAAGUUCUUUGACAGAGAAGAAGUACGCGAUAUGGUAGCUUAUGCGAGAGUGAUUGCCAAUCGAGAUCCAACAUCGUUAAUUCGAAUCCUUAAUACUCCCGCUAGAAAUAUCGGAAAGACAAAGAUUGAUCGUCUUCUCGAAGAGACUGAACGGCGAAACCUUCCACUCUGGCAAACCCUAGUUCAGGUAAGCGAAAACUAUAUUCUCCUAUCUCAAAGACAAGACAAAUCAUUUUUAAAGUCUUUAAAGACUUUUAUUGGAUUGAUAGAAGACCUCGACAGAGAAUCGCAUGAUAAAGAUAAGUCGGUUAGCGACUUAUUAUCUUCUGUUUUGCGUGAAAUCAAAUAUUAUGACUUUCUACGCAAAAAGAAUCCAGAGACAUAUGACGAAAAAUGGGAUAAUGUGAUGGAAUUGGUUCAUCAAAGCGACGUUCUUGCUCAACAAGAAGAAGUGAGUUUAAUAGAGGAAGGACCCCAAGAGAUUCCUCUUCAUAAGUUCCUUGCACAUGUCACUUUAGCAAGCAACGAUAAAGAAGAAGACAAAUCUUCAAAGGUUACCAUUUCUACCUUACAUGCUGCAAAAGGCUUGGAAUGGCCAGUCGUUUUUCUCCCUUGUGUUUGUGAAAAUAUAAUUCCUCACUCACGUUCAGACGACGUUGAUGAAGAAAGAAGGUUACUCUAUGUGGGUAUAACACGUGCACAAGCUUUAUUAUAUAUAUCGUCAUUUCAAGGUUCAGUCGGAUCCUACAGUGAUGCUGAGAGUUUUAGCUCCAAGCAGGAUAUUAGCAGUUUUCUGAGAAGCUAUGAGACAACAAAGUAUUUAUCAGAACAAGAUAUUGUAUUCAAUAAUCAGCUAGCUUCUGAAAUCAGUAUUAUAUUGAAUCGGAAGGAGUACGGCACCGUUAAAAACAUUAGCAUACAAGAUAUAAAUGAGCGAUCAAAUAAGGCACAUCAGAACGAAAUAAUAUAUACAGAUAAGCCAGCUUUCGUGUGUUCUCGUUCAUUAGCGGAAACGGAAUUAAAGAAAAGAGUUAGGGAUCAAGAAUUCAUGGGAGUUCCUGACGAGCCAUCUGAAAAAGAAAAUGCGUCAAAAAGAAAAGGAAACGUUGAUAUAAGAGAGUUCUUUUCAAAGAAGGAAGACCCUCGGUUGGGAUUAAACAUAGGCAAAACCGACUUUUCCUAUCAACAACAAAAGCAGACGUUAGUGAACAACGGUUCAAACAAUAGACUUCAUGGAAUUUCGGUAAAAGAUAUAGGGAAAAGAAAGAUACCAAGAAGAACUAUCUCAACUGAGAAACCUGCAAAAUAUGAAGAAGCCAGCUCUUUUUCUAGUCCAAGCACAAAUAAGCAAUCCACGCAUUCUCUCAUCAAUGAGGAAAAGGAACAGUUGAAGGAUAUAAAAACGAGUGAAAGGGAGUCAGCGAACGAGAAUACUUCUAAAAACCCAUUACAAAUAUCUCAAGCUCCGAGAAAGAAGCGAUUAGGAGUAAGGCUUCGUGUUUCCCGGAUGCUGUAA
Schizosaccharomyces osmophilus is the source of this 2718-nucleotide messenger RNA. It is a transcript of the gene srs2, whose product is annotated as ATP-dependent DNA helicase, UvrD subfamily. Gene Ontology annotation, biological process: recombinational repair. The transcript has 3 exons. Bases 1 to 2718 code for a protein of 905 amino acids. Gene Ontology annotation, cellular component: nucleus. Gene Ontology annotation, molecular function: ATP binding; DNA binding; 3'-5' DNA helicase activity. The record is from RefSeq and is a predicted model, not a curated record. NCBI's taxonomy places the organism in Eukaryota, Fungi, Ascomycota, Schizosaccharomycetes, Schizosaccharomycetales, Schizosaccharomycetaceae.